This is a messenger RNA of Epinephelus fuscoguttatus (brown-marbled grouper), 7213 nucleotides long. It is a transcript of the gene kcna2b, whose product is annotated as potassium voltage-gated channel, shaker-related subfamily, member 2b. NCBI's taxonomy places the organism in Eukaryota, Metazoa, Chordata, Actinopteri, Perciformes, Serranidae. Gene Ontology annotation, molecular function: delayed rectifier potassium channel activity; protein binding. The coding region runs from base 607 to 2109 and encodes 500 amino acids. The transcript is spliced from 3 exons. Gene Ontology annotation, biological process: protein homooligomerization; potassium ion transmembrane transport. Gene Ontology annotation, cellular component: axon terminus; juxtaparanode region of axon; dendrite. The record is from RefSeq and is a predicted model, not a curated record.
UGCUUCCCCUUUAAUGUGGAGCGGUGAGGACACGAGUGUCGGCGAAGGGGGAGCGCAGAGGGAUGGGGCGAGGCGCGCAAGAAUCUCUUUUAGUAUGCGCUGCGAUGCCCGACUGCAGCCCACGCACCUCAACUAUGGUGAAUUAUGGUGAAAUAUGAGAGACAUGGAAAGAGCCGGCAGCUCAAAAACAGUUGGUCGUGAUGAGAUGACACAUCCGCCGGACAGAUUAGUCAAAUAAAGCAAGGAGGACAGAUAUAAAGGAAUGGACUCACGACCCCAAGGCACCUUGUAAGAGGAGACAAACUGGAUAAAAAUACAUGCGUCUGCGCACCAAGAGAACCAGGAGCCGGAGCUUCGGGUGAUAUAUGGCUGGCAGAGAGGAGCUGCUGUGACCGUGGGGGCUGACUUUUGGCCGGACACUUCUGCUGCUGGGCCCGUUACGCAUUACCACCAGAGGACACAGUGUAAACAAGCCUUACAAGCACAUAGCUCUUUGCAGGCAAAGCUGCCUGUACCUGAACCCACGAGCGUGUGGAGCCUUUAUCUUCUCGUGGCCUGACGUGGCCCCACCCUGUCUGAAACCUGCAGGUCCCAUCUUGCUCCACCAUGACGGUUGCUACCAGCGACCCUGCGGAUGAAGCCGCAGCACAUCCGGGUCAGCCUCAUGACCAGUACGACCCCGAGCUGGAUCAUGAGUGCUGCGAGAGGGUCGUCAUCAACAUCUCAGGCUUGCGCUUUGAGACACAGCUCAAGACUCUCUCCCAGUUUCCGGAGACGCUGCUGGGGGAUCCCAAGAAGAGGAUGAGAUAUUUUGAUCCUCUCCGGAACGAGUACUUUUUCGAUCGCAAUCGGCCGAGUUUUGAUGCCAUUCUUUAUUAUUACCAGUCAGGAGGGAGGCUGCGUCGGCCUGUUAAUGUGACGCUGGACAUUUUUUCUGAGGAGAUCCGGUUUUAUGAAUUGGGCGAGGAAGCUAUGGAAAUCUUCAGGGAAGAUGAAGGUUUCAUAAAAGAGGAGGAGCGGCCUCUGCCGGAGAAUGAGUUUCAGAGACAAGUGUGGUUGCUGUUUGAGUAUCCAGAGAGCUCAGGUCCUGCUCGCAUCAUUGCCAUCAUCUCUGUCAUGGUGAUUCUCAUCUCUAUCGUCAGCUUCUGUCUGGAGACAUUGCCAGUUUUCCGAUAUGAAGAAGAUGAGAUGUACAAUUAUCCAUUGCAAUCCAUGUCCAACGCCACCUCUACCCAUGACAGCUCAAGUUAUUAUAAAGACCCUUUCUUCAUUGUGGAGACCCUCUGUAUCAUCUGGUUCUCUUUUGAGUUCCUAGUUAGGUUCUUUGCGUGUCCCAGUAAAGCUGGAUUUUUCGGCAACAUCAUGAACAUCAUUGAUAUUGUGGCAAUCAUCCCCUACUUCAUCACCCUGGGUACAGAGCUAGCAGAGAGGCCAGAGGAUGGCCAGGCAGGCCAGCAGGCUAUGUCUUUGGCUAUUCUCCGUGUCAUUCGUCUGGUCAGGGUGUUCCGUAUUUUUAAACUCUCACGUCACUCCAAAGGGCUCCAGAUCCUGGGCCAGACUCUAAAGGCCAGUAUGCGUGAGCUGGGCCUCCUCAUCUUCUUCCUGUUCAUCGGCGUGAUCCUCUUCUCCAGUGCUGUCUACUUCGCAGAAGCAGACGAGCCACAUUCCCAGUUCAGCAGCAUCCCUGAGGCCUUUUGGUGGGCCGUGGUUUCCAUGACCACCGUGGGCUACGGAGACAUGGUCCCAACAACCAUUGGAGGGAAGAUUGUUGGGUCUCUCUGCGCCAUCGCCGGUGUGCUGACUAUCGCCCUGCCUGUGCCUGUCAUCGUGUCAAACUUCAACUACUUCUACCACAGAGAGACGGAGGGCGAGGAGCAGGCACAGUAUCUGAAUAUCCCAAGUGUGCCUAAAGCCAGCUCAGCUGACGAUCUGAAGAAGAGCGGCCGAAGCGGCAGUGGGUCCACUCUCAGUAAAUCUGACUAUGUGGAGAUCCAGGAGGCUGUGAACCACAGCACUGAUGACUUCAGACCAGAGGGCAUGAAAACAGGAAACUGCACCCUGGCUAACACUAACUAUGUAAACAUCACUAAGAUGCGCACAGAUGUAUAAUGUGAGCUACUGUGGAGGGUUAACUUCAGCUGGGGUCGACAGGGACUGUGACAGGAGGAUCAAGGCGUGACUCCCUGUAUGGGCCAAGUAUUGGAGUCCAGAGCAGAUUUACCUGGAAAAAGGUCAUUAGAGAGGACCCCGUGUUCUCCCACAUCCUAUGGACCUUUCAACGCAUAUCAUAGAACUGCCAUCUGUCUUAUUUAGGACAUUGUCGGUGUCUGCAUGGAGUUAGUCUUACCUAUGUGACAGUAGUCAUCCUGCUCGUAACAGUAGCCAAUCGUAGCCUAACCAGUACUAACCAAUAUUAACAGCGUAAGGGACCACUAGUUUCUAACUUCUUGCUCAAACUGCCGUUGGGAGAAGAUGCACGAUAACAAGAACUUAGAUCAACGUAACAUUUACUUUAAAAUUUAACUAACCUUAUUAACUUGUGAUUAAAUAGGCCAUACUAUCAGCAUUCAUGAGCAACUUUAAUCUGCUGCUAUAACUGCCAAGGUCCUGACUCAGAGGAGAACAAAAUCACCAAGAUCACAGUUGUUCGGUCAGGGGAAAACUGAAGUGAGCAACAAAGAGUGAGACAGAGCGAUGCGCUUUCCAGCCAAAUGGUCACAUUGCUUCCUCUGUCAGAGAAAACAAAGCCUGAGUGCACUAGCAUUCCUCCCUGCGCCCUCACUAGAUGAUGUCUUGUACAAGCUAGUGGCUUCUGUAGAGACCAACAGAUAGAUGACAGUGUCGUGCUGUAACUCUGCACCGCAACAACACAACUUCUUUUUCCUGCCAUUUUUCUUCGAUGAAGCUCAAGUGGAUUUACGGUAUGUCUCGCCAAGACUCUGCCUUUUUUUUCUUUCCAGCCGAUGCAGGCUAGCAGGUGGACAGCAGAAAUGUCUCACUAAACAGAGUGAAUGUUUAUUUAGUGAUGUGUGUUCGUUUGAUUUGUUGUAAUGUAUGCUUUUUUUAGUACUAUGAUGAAUGUGUGCUUCUCACCGAGACUUUUUACAGUUAAGGUGUAGAGAGAUAGUGGAUAAUAUCUCUGCAGCAUUCUGAGUGAGUGCCUAUUUCUCCAUCCUCUUAACUUACCCUUAAGUGUCUCUUUAGUCGCCACCCAAGUCCACUGUAACAGACGCACAGUGAGAAGUGUUGAGUUUGACAGCACUGCCCAGCAUAAAUGUUGCUGUUCUUGACUUCACAGCAUUCCAUGGUUUUAGAAAUAGAUGAAAUGAGAUUAAGGAGCAGACUAGGGUGAGAUUUUAAGUUUGUUUUUGCCAGAAGAUAAUUUCAACCAGGUUUAUGGCAGCAAAGUUAACUUGUUUUACGUAUAAGGCUUAUUAUGCUAUUAACUCUAACUCUACUAACAAAAAUUUAAAAGUUUUUCCAGAGGCCGGAAACCAAAGAAAGAGCGUAGUGAUCAACUAAAAGAAAUCUAUGACACCUCUUAAGUCCAUGUUUUGUAAUUCCAGCACUGCCAGUCUUGCUGGAUAGGUGGCAAGAAGCAAUGUCAGCAUUUAAAUUUCCAGUUUGUAGAAUUAAAUUGGCAGACAAUUUAGUGCAUAAUCACCAGAUCACCAUGUUGGACUACAAUGUUUUUAUAGUAUCCUAGAACAAGCACUGGUUUAAGAUAGCAUUGGCCACUGUAUAGCAGCUUCUCUCAUUGGAAACACAGAUUUUUAGCGUGACACUUCUUAAUUCUGUGUUUUUACCGCUUUAAAUCACCAGGUCCAUUUGUCUUGGUGUGGAGGGGACCUCUGUGGGUAAUUCAUCUCCCGAUUAACACCUCCUAAAUGUCUGAAUCUUAGGCUUUCAGAAAAAAAGUGAGCACAUAUUAGCAGGUGCUGUCUGGAGAAACCAAACAGCAUCUGAGAAACACAGAUUUGCAAAGUGAAACUGCUUUAUUCAGUGUUUUUACUGGUUUAAAUCCCUGCUUCCUUUUGAUUUGGAAAGGAGGAGACCUCUGGCUCCAUUAAAAUCCUCCUGAAUAAUGAUCACUAAAGAAAUUCCAACCAGGAGAAGUUUCUACUGGUUGGAAUCUGCAGUUCUCACUGCUACAUGCCACUAAAUCCCCUUAAAUCUUACACACUGCUCAUUUAAGGUUACUAUAAGCUUGCUUGUUAUGCUAAGAAGCUCAUGAGCAAUACAGGUAAAACUGAUUGCUGUCACCUCAUCAGACUGUUAAAUCAUUUCAGCCUGUCGUGCUCCCUUUCCCAUAUAUUGCUCCUUUAAACAGUAGAUUAAAAUGAGUACACUGCCUGCCUCUGGAACAACUUAAAAGUCGUACAAUAGUAGAUCACUUAUAAAAUCACCUGUGCUACCACCUGACUGUAUAUCAAAUUAAUGUUGCUUUCAGUAUAUAUAUUUUCAUUUUGAUACUCAUGCAGUCAUUCCAUUGGCACAUAUUGCCCACAUUCAGUAAAGCAGGACGUAGGCUGUGUCCUUCAUUGGCUUUUUAUCAAACAGAUGCUAUUCUGCUACCGUAGUGCUGCAUGUCCUUUAAAGUAUUCAUCAUAGCAUGAAAUAGUAUGAGUAAUAGUUAAAAAGCAAACUGACAUCAAUAUAUUCCUAUAUCUCUACUGCCGCUAUGUGCAAAAUACUGUAUCAAAGGCUGUUUCGCCUCAGAGCUAUGUGUCACGCUUUUGCAUACGCAGCUUCUUGCCACUGCUGUCUGAAAUCACGUUGAGUCACAAUCCAUGUGGAGUAUUUAGGAUUGUGUGUCCACCAGACGAUUUGUUAACUCUUGUGAAUGUAAGCAUGGGGUUAAACAUGAGAGGGAACAGCCAAGGUUUUAGAGGAGAGCUAAAACUAAAGCUAAAAUAUGGUCCGCAGUUCACAUGUUAACUGGUGUCCUGCUCGCUUCAGCUUCAGAGUCUUAAUAGUCAGUUGCAGUCACAGCUCAGUAACUGUGUCUCAUAGUGAAAGCACAACAGCUAGCUGCCAGCCCAGUGGAUGCACGGAUUCAAACAGUCAGACGGUCAGAGUUUUUGCCCAGCCAAGUGUAUCAUAAUGCUCCGAGGGACUGUCUGAGUGCGCUUAUCUCUGAUAUAUAGGUCCAUCACUCUCAGUGUGUGUGUGUGUGUGUGUGUGUGUGUGUGUGUGUGUGCGAGAAUGAGAGAGAGACAAAAAGGUUGUGAGAGCUUUUAGAUACACACAAGCUGAGGGUGUAGCUCUCGGAGACAAUGUGGUGGCAGUUACCUAAACACCACUCUCGCUUCUUGACUCUGGGCCACGAUGGUGCUCUGUAUAUUCUAUCCCAUCCUAUAGCACACUGUUUACAGCCUGUGUAUAUGUUUGACACAUGCAUAUAGUCUAUUAAACAAAGAGAACUGAAAGGAAUGUCCUGCCACACUCACCACAGAUGAGAUCUAUGAGCAUGUGUUGACUUUUGAGAUAAGCUGCAGUAUCAGCCAAUUACUGGGGAUUGAAGGAAAUAGAGGGAAAGAGAGGAAAGGUUGGGAGGGCAAUGAAAGUAAGAUAAACACUGCCCACACCCACUCUUGCCGUUUAAUCUGAUGUGUACUUGUACUUUUCUAAACUUUUCUUGUGUACCGGAACACCUAUGUGACUUUAUGUGGCUGGAAAACUUUGUCUGGACUUCUGUCGUUUCAAAUCAUGUUACCAAGCACACUAUUGAGGGGACACUCUGUCGAGACAACAGGACGGCACAUCAGGAUCAUCUGAAACGAGGAAAACAAAUCUUUGCUGUACUCCACAGACAAAAGGCCACUUGACACAUGCGUACACUGGACAUUUGGACACACACACUGCCUGUGAACAUACACAAUUAUGGUCACGUCUGCUAUCAGGACAGACGCCUGUGAUUCUACCGAACUUAAAGCCACAAAGUGAAUGAACUAAAACCCGCCGCUGGUGGUGAACACACGUAGCCAUGUAAACAAUGUAUCUAAGAGUUAAAGCUGCUUUUAAUGAUGUCUUAAAAUGCCUAAAGCUUCAGCUUUAAUACAAGCUUCUGCCAUGUACAGAUUCCUGUGUAGCAGGGGAAUCAAAGUGUAUGCUUGCUAAAAUAAUCCAAGAAGAUAAAUUUGUAUAGUAAGUGAAUUAUCUCUUUGGUUUGAUAGGCUUUGCUCCAGGGAAUAUGAGUGGAAAUAUAUGAAGAGAUCAAAAAGGGAAAUAUGAUUUCUAUGAGAACUUGAACUUAUUUGUGUCAUCAGACACUGUACAAAUGAACCGUUGUUUGUCUGUUUUUUUCACUAUAUGUUUUUCUAUUUGAAUGUCAUUGUUGGCUCCCCUUUGAGCCUCACGCGGUGCAGGGGCUGAGGUUUGACUGAAAUACACACGCAGGCCUUUGUUAAAUUGAUUCUGUCUGUACUGUCUUAAUACAUGUUUACCCACAGACGACCACCUCCUCCGAAUCUAUCUCCUCUACCUUCUUCAGCUAUUUGCCAGUCACAAAUACAUGAUGUGUGUAUGAGAUUGAGAUAAUCCUCAGCUUCUUCACUAGCUGUCUCUAGCUUUUGCAGUCUCUACUCAGCUGUCUGUAUAAAGUCUGUGAUUUUCUACCAUUGUUCGGAGAAAGACUGAACCGAGAAGCAAAUUGUUACAUACAGCAGUUGUUACAUACAAAGGAAAUAUGGAUCUGAAAGCUUGCCAUGCCCCUCACAAGGACUUCCAGUGAAUGUGAUUCAUCGAGAAUACUGACAGAUACUUUCAUCAUUCUAAAUAAUUGUAAAUUAUAACCCUAUGAAUAACAAUGGUCUUCAUGAUAAUAUCAAUAAUAACACCUUCAUGAUAACCCGAAGCUACUGUUGUGUUUUUUGUUAAGCCUUAAGCAAAAGGACAAACAGAUUUUGUGAGUUCAGAUCAGUUUGUUUCAUAAUAAUGCUUUUAUUAUAACACCAGCACAAACCUGAUUUUUAUCUUUUGUGAUUUUCACCAUAACAGAAUACUUCAUAUGUCCAGAGUGCACAGAAUUGGACAGAAAAGUAUUCCUUCAACUCUAAAUCAGUAACUGUUUACAUGUUUACAUUGUAUAUGGAACUUUAAGGUUUUCUUUUUCAUGGCGUUUUUUGCUAUGGGAGAACCAAACUGUAUGCUUCAGUGGCUUUGCUGUGUUUUAAAGGAGCAUUUCAACGGCCAAAAGGAGCAUUUCGAUAUC